AUGGUGCCUACAAUGACCAGAAUGGGGUAUCUCGAGCCGAUGUCCAUCAUCUUGCUGACAGUAAGCACCCUCGCAGCGUACCUCCUGUGGACCAUUAUCUACAAUUUGUACAUGAGCCCACUCUCGAAAUUCCCCGGUCCACGACUCGCAGCAUGUACCAACCUACAAAACCUCUACUGGACCUCAACCGGACAAUACCACUACAAGUUGAAAGAGCUCCACGACAAAUACGGAAACGUCAUCCGUACUGGGCCCACAACACUCGUAUACCGAAGUCCACAAGCAUGGAAGGAUAUCUACGGCCACCGCAAACAAGGCGGGGGAUCAUUUCUGAAAGAUCCAAAAUUCUACCUGCGCGGGCCGCGCGGACCGAAUAUUCUCAAUGCAGACGACGCAGAUCAUUCUCGAGAGAGAAGACUUCUCUCCCACGCGUUUUCUGAGAAGGCCCUUCGAGACCAGGAAACUCUGAUUCAAUCCUAUGUUGAUCUGCUCAUCGAGCGACUCGAGGGUGAAAUCGCCGCGGGAAGACCGACCCUUGAUAUGACCCAGUGGUAUAACUUCACGACCUUCGAUAUAAUCGGCGAUCUUGCCUUUGGAGAGCCUUUCGAUUGUUUACGUGAUGGCCAGUAUCAUCCGUGGGUGAAGAUGGUCUUCGUCAGCAUGAAGGUCCUGGCCUUACAAAGACCGCUGGGUCUAUACCCGUUCCUUGCCCCGAUAGUGCGAGCGCUCACGCCGAAAAAAAUGACGAAGUUACGAGAAGAGCAUUUCGCGAUGAGCUCGGAGAAGGUCCAUCGUCGGCUAAAGACUAAAACGGAGCGUCCAGAUUUUAUGACAUACAUCCUACGAUUCAAUGAUGACCGGUCUAUGAGCGUGCGAGAAAUGGAGGCCAAUGCGGCUGUUUUGAUCAUGGCUGGGAGCGAGACAACGGCUAGUCUGCUUUCUGGGUUUACUUAUUAUAUGCUGCGGAACCCAACGGCCUAUCGAAAACUCGUGGAUGAGGUUCGUGGAUCCUUUUCCACUUAUCAAGAGAUCAAUUUCCAGAGUGUCGGUCACUUGAAAUACCUGAAUGCUGCGCUGGAGGAGACUCUGCGGAUUUACCCGCCUGUCCCAGCCACCACUCCACGAGUCGUACCCAGCGGUGGAGCAAUUAUUGAUGGGAAGUACGUUCCGGAAGGGGUAUCUGUUUCUGGAGCCCACUAUUCAACAUACCACGCCGAAUCCCACUUCACCAACGCAGAAUCCUUUAUUCCCGAGCGUUGGCUACAGCCUAGGCAUAAACGCUUCGAGUCAGACUGUCGAGGGGCACUCCAAGCUUUCUCGCUCGGUCCUCGCAAUUGUCUUGGUAGAAACCUGGCCUAUGCGGAGAUGCGGCUCAUCGGUGCCAAGAUCAUUUGGAGCUUUGAUCUGACGUUGGACGAGAGCUCGCGGGAUUGGAAUAUCCAGAAGUCCUAUAAUAUCUGGGAAAAGAAUCCAUUGAUAGUGAAAUUAUCGCAGGCGCAGAAUCUGUAA
Messenger RNA from Penicillium argentinense, 1509 nucleotides. Its product is annotated as cytochrome P450. The record is from RefSeq and is a predicted model, not a curated record. Gene Ontology annotation, molecular function: iron ion binding; monooxygenase activity; oxidoreductase activity, acting on paired donors, with incorporation or reduction of molecular oxygen. The transcript is spliced from 4 exons. NCBI's taxonomy places the organism in Eukaryota, Fungi, Ascomycota, Eurotiomycetes, Eurotiales, Aspergillaceae. The coding region runs from base 1 to 1509 and encodes 502 amino acids.